Messenger RNA from Gigantopelta aegis, 6381 nucleotides. RefSeq names its product integrin beta-1-B-like. The transcript has 23 exons. NCBI's taxonomy places the organism in Eukaryota, Metazoa, Mollusca, Gastropoda, Neomphalida, Peltospiridae. The coding region runs from base 152 to 2587 and encodes 811 amino acids. The record is from RefSeq and is a predicted model, not a curated record. Gene Ontology annotation, cellular component: cell surface; integrin complex; focal adhesion. Gene Ontology annotation, molecular function: integrin binding. Gene Ontology annotation, biological process: integrin-mediated signaling pathway; cell migration; cell-matrix adhesion.
GGGACGCGCGGAACUGUACCACAUUAUACACGAAGCGUACGACGCUUGUGUCGUGUGUGAGGAUAUACCUUGGACGUUUCUUUCUCUCUCAUAUCUCGACUUUCGGAAUACCUGGCAGUGUGGAAACGGACAGAAGCCAUCAUUUGCCGUGAUGUUCAGCAUGUUUCGUGUAUGUCUGGCCUUUAUAUUGUUUAUUCUGUUCGUGCAUCACACCGAUCAACAAGCGUCCAAACAGGAGAGCAAUCCAUGCACGAACGCGCAGACGUGUGGGGAAUGUAUUCGGACGUCCAGCGUGUGCGCCUGGUGCGCCUCGGAUAAUUUCGAGAGCCACCAGUCACGGUGUGACCUGAAGGAUCUGUUUGUGGCGACGGGGAUAUGCCAAGAUGCUGAUCUGCAGUCACCGGACUUCGCCGUCAAGAUCGAGCGGGAUGACGAUGUGAGAGGUGGAGGUGUUCUGGAGGAGGCCAUUCAAGUCCAGCCACAGAACAUCACACUGAGAGUGAGACCAAACCAGCCUGUGACGCUGCAGCUGCAGUUCCGCCAGGCGGAGAACUACCCCGUGGACCUGUACUUCCUGCUCGACAUGUCCUACUCCAUGAUCCGCGAGAGGAAUGCUAAAGCCUGGCUCGUCAGGCUCGGCAAAGCCAUGUCUAAGAGUAUGUCUGAAAUAACCAAAGACGCAAAACUCGGCUUUGGAUCAUUUGUUGACAAGUUAACAAUGCCGUUUGUGGCGUGGACAGAAGAGAUGCUGACGGCGAGGUGCCCGGUUGGAGUGACGUGUCGUCGCCCUUAUGCCUUCAAGAACCAGCAGGGGCUCACUAGAAACAUGACCCUCUUUUCAGACAAAAUGAGUGACGCCUUGCAACACAUGUCACAGUCCCUGGACAAUCCCGAGGGAGGUAUGGACGGAAUGAUUCAGGUGCUAGCGUGUGAUGAUCAGAUCGGUUGGCGUGAGAGAUCUCGUCGUAUGAUUGUGUACAGUUCUAACUUCUUCUUCCACAUCGCUGGAGACGGCAAGCUUGGUGGCGCAGUUGGAUUCAAUGAUGGAGUCUGUCACUUAGAUAACGGCGGUUCUUAUUCCACGUAUGAUAAAAUACUGGACUACCCGUCUGUGAGUCAGCUGGCGGCCAAGGUGAAGGAGAAGAAAGCGAACGUCGUGUUCGCCGUCAUGGGUGACGUGUACGACGUCCACAACAGGCUGGCGUCGUUCAUUGAAGGGUCGGCCGUCGACAAGCUGGAAAAAGAUGGCACCAACAUCAUCAAGCUUGUCCGAGACAACUACGACAAACUCCGAUCAACAAUAAAGUUUUUGCCUGAGAAUGCUGAAGACAUUGAAGUGACGUUCCAGACACGGUGCACGGGGAAGGUAAUGCAGACCACGAAUGAAUGUUCAGGAUUGGAAUUAGGGGAAUCGGUUGUGUUCGAUGUGACAAUCAACGUGUCUCCCGAAUUGUGUAAACGGACCAGACGAUCGUUCGACAUCCAGGCUGUGGGAUUGGCCGAGAAGUUGACCCUCAACCUUGAUCUCAUCUGCGAGUGUGAAUGUGAGAAGCCAGGAAACGAGGAGAAGAACAGUCCGAAGUGUUUUAACGGCAACGGGACGUUUGAGUGCGGUCAGUGCACGUGCAAUCCGAAGCGGUACGGUCGGAACUGCGAAUGUGAUGAGGCCAAGCUGAGCAGUCAGAAAUCACUGGAGAAAUGCAAGUCGAACCCCAAUAGCACGGUGGUAUGUUCGGACCACGGAGACUGCGUGUGCGGCGUGUGCGAGUGUUUCUCCACAACCGAGGACAGCGCCAGACGAUACAGUGGCGAGUUCUGCGAGUGCAAUGACUACAGCUGCGACUACUACGAACGACAACUCUGUGGAGGCCCAACACGUGGUGUGUGUAAGUGUGGAACUUGCCAGUGUUUACCGGGAUACUCCACAAUAAACUGCGGCUGUUCGACUAGAAACGACACGUGCAUGGCGUCCAAUGGGAAACUGUGUUUUGGUCAGGGUGAGUGUGUGUGUGGCCGAUGUCAAUGUGACCCAAGGACUCAGUACAGAGGACCAACAUGUGAGGACUGUCCUACAUGUCCAAGCAAGUGCAGUUUGUAUCGACCAUGUGCUCAGUGUAUGGGCUUCGGAUCAGGGGAAUAUGCUUCAGACUGUUCUGAAAAGUGUUCUGAAUACCAAUUUGAAAUGGUUCCUACCAUACAAGAGUCAAAAGACGUGAGGACGUGUCCGUUCAACGACGACGACGGCUGUCUGUUUCGCUACACCUACGAAUACGACCCCGACAACAACGUCAUUCUCAGGGUGCAGACAACGAAAGAAUGCCCGACUGCGGCGCCAGUGAUGGCGAUAUCUCUGGGUAUCGUGGGUGGAAUCGUCCUCAUCGGAAUCAUCAUCAUCUUACUCAUCCUGUUCAUCAAGAAGCGCCAGGAAGCCAAGGAAUUCGCCGCGUUUGAAAGAGAGAAGGAGAGAGCCAGAUGGGAAUCGGAUGCAAAUCCCAUCUACAAGACUCCCAAGUCGACAUAUCAGAACCCGACCUACAGAGGCGCUGACAGGAAAACACCGAGCGAAGACCAGCCGUUCUUGAGUUGAGGACAGUGAUGGCUGAACCCUUGUUAACUUCGAGAUACUGAUGGUUGAACCAUUACUAAAGUCCACUGGAACUUUCUUAAGUCCAUUGAAACACUGUUACGUUCAAGGACAUUCAUAUAGAUGUGAUCCAUUCUUAAGUUCAACAGACUCAUAUUCGAACAUUAUUAAGGCCAUUAAUAUAUGAGUUAUUCUAAGUCCAGGAUACCAUUAGAUGGACUGUUAUUACAAUUCAGACACUGACAUCUGAACCAUUGUUACGUCUAGGAUACUAUUUACUAAAACAUAUUCUUACGUUCAAGCCAUUGAUAGUUGAACUAUUAUUAAGUUUGGGGCUUUCAAAGUUGGAAUUAUUCUUAAGUCAAAAGAUUGAUAGCUGAACCAUUCUAAAUUUAGGAUGCUGGUUCUGUUCAUUCCAUUUCGAUGUCAGUAAAACGACCAUGACAAUCUUAAAUACUUGUCAGUCUGAUGACUUCAGAAAUAAUUCUAAACAUACUGUUGUUGAAAGAUUAAUGGCUAGAAAGUUUGUUUUAAUUCAGUUAAAAGGUAAUGAAGCUGGCUAUAUAUUAACAGCUUAUUUACUAAUAAGAUAUAUUUAAAUAUUUACUCUUCUGUAUGUUAUAGUAAUCAAAAUAUUUGUUAUUCUCUUUGUGGCCAUAAUAUGUGAAGAAUACUGCCAAGCUUUAAUUUCCGAUAUACUAGUACUACUCAUGAAAACAGAGGGUUUUUUCUCAUUCAUGUUGUGUCAUAAUUACCGUAAGAACAAAUUUAUUUUCAAUAUGCCUUGUUGGAUAACUACAAGUUUGGGCAUGUAUCGUCCUGGACCCCGUUCCAUGAAGCGAUCGUAGUACUAAGAUCACCGUAACUUAGUGCAUACGGUAGUUAUACAGAUAUGGUGAUCUUAGCGCUAAGAUCGCUUCGUGGAACGGGGCCCAGGGGAGUAGAAGUCCACGUGUAGACAAAGCACACGACAAAACUUCCCUUUAACUCUUCCUAGUGCAGAGAUACGAUUUUUGAUUGCGCUAAUGUUUUUGUUUUUUUAUUCAGAUUAAUUGGUAUUUGUAAAAGAGUUGGCCUAAACGUGUUUAUUAAGGGGUCAUGCAAAUACCAAAAUUGGGUUGACAAUUCCUCAGAUAUAUUUCUUAAUAUAUCAUCCCUUAUGGUUUGGGUAAUUCCCAUAUCAUUUAUUAUGUCACCAGAAUCCCUUUUGACUUUGAGCAUAAUUAUUCAAACUGCCUUAUCUUUUUUGUUACAUAAGAGCAGUGGAUGUUUGCAAUGAUAUUUUUCUUUAGUAAACUCCUCCAGUGCGGAGUUCAUGUUUUCAUAUCGUGAUGUGUAUUGAUGUUGUAUACUGAUGCUACAGACUUGUGGCUGUGUUACCUAGUAUACUGUGUAUUAGCAGUAUAACUGUGUAUACUAUUUGUUACUCAUCUUUAAAUACCACACAUCACCGAUAACGGCAUAAUAUGUUGCCAUAUUAAUUCAGUCUACAUUAGUAUAAGGUAGGGCACUCUGUUUACAUACUCGUGUAUUCAUUAAAUGUUAAAAUACGUCCAUUCUGGUACAAGUUCAAAACUGCAACGGAAAACGUGUUUAGAUGUCAACCUUUACCUAAGAAAUAAUUUUAAAAGGUGACAGAUGCUUAUUAAGAUGAAAAUACUACAUUUAUCAAAUCACUGACGUAAACCAUUUAACAUCAAGUCAAAGAUAUGUUUUUAGGAAUACUUCUUGUUAGAUGUAACAACGAAUAGACACCAAAUGCAUCUAUCAAACUAGUUGUUUUUUUAAUCAGUACAUCAGGAUUUGAUAGUGUUGUGAUAACUAUUAUAAACAGUUACUGGAAACGUGUUAAAUUUAAUGGAUCGAAAACGAUUAUUCUUAUAUAAUAUUAUUUACCAUUCAAUACAUUCAUAUCGCUGGUUCCAUGAACUAUAGUUGUGUUCUGUGUUAGUAUUCAGUCACAUACGAAGGCUGGCUUUCCAUAUGUACGCAAGCCUUUGAUAAUUCAAUAUUUGCGUAAACCAUUUAUCGGUUAAGCAAAAAUAAAUUCAGGUAACCCAUUUUCUUUUUAUGUAACACGUUAUGUCCAUUUAAAUAAUGUCUUAAAUUUAAUGCGCGAACGGAAAAUAGGUUAAAUUAAAUCGUUCUCGCAAUUUUAAGAGGUCUGUAUGUACGUCAUCCGUCAUGCGUUUGACAUGAGGAAUUUGUCAUAUGUGAAAACACUUUCCACAUAUACGAUUAUAGGGUUAUGCCCUGUACUGCAAAAUUUGGGAAAAGGAGUUUGAAGUGAUCGAGGAGAAUUCUAGGUCCGUCACGGCACGUAAUCCGCAACAAACGCAUCGGGUUGCGAUUAAAACAGAGUGGGAUGACGUGUGCCGGGCACUCACGGACAUAUGGAAAGGGUGUAAUAAGUUUAGUAGGCGAGCGGUUUUUUAAUGUGACGGAUGACGGACGCAAAAAACGUAUAUAUGAAAAGACAGCUCAGUACUGUUCUGCCAAACCAACUGAACAAGUAGUUAAAAUAGGGCAACACUGUAAAAGGAAUACUUGACACAUGGCUGAUAAUAGUUCUACCCAAUUACCAAGACAGUAUUUUGAACUCACACAGUAUUUCUUUGAAAAUAGUCGUAUACCCACAAAUGGGGGCUAGACUGUUUUCCGAGGAAUGUGUUUUUAAUUCCCAUUGUGACGUAUUUUUUUACAUUACUCAAUAGUCGAUGGCGAAUUUCUGAUUGAUCAAGAGUGAGUAUAUCAGCUGGAUGCAAUUGUUUAAGAACAGUGAUUCUGAUAAAGAACUAUAAAUUAAUCGACCCCAUGUAGCAUAUUUACAUAAUUAACUACGGCGCAAAUAUUGGUUUCCAUUAGAAGAUAGCAGACAGAAUUUAUUCAUCAUGUAUCAAGGCGAUGCAAUUCAAAUUCAAAUUUCUUUAUAAAACAAUAUUUUUUCAAUAAACGAAGUGAACAGGUAAACAGCCAGAAGGCCUCCAAAUUGUGACGUCACGUGUUAACAUGUUGGUCAUCCAUAAUGGAGUUUGUAAAAAUAUAAAUUUAUAAAAUAGUACAAAAUGAAAUUAUUUGAAUCAAAUUUAAUUAUUUUGUGGAAAGGAAUAAUCUUACAUUUCACGAGACAAAUUAAUAAAUAUUGUUGGUCAUUUAUUGUUCUUAAACUCGAUUCAUGCCCCAACAUAGUAUGUUUCGUCCGCUCCAGACCUUGGCACCAUUUUGCUACAACUAUUAUGUUACCUGAAUGGAACAUUUUAUUGAAAGGGGACAUACUAAUAUUUCCCAGAGAAUUUAGUCUUAGAAGCUAAGUUGUGAUAUAACUUUGGUUUAGCGGCCAUUGCCAAACUAACAUAGUGUUGUGUGAACGAUCUGUGACCAUGAGUGUUUUUUUCUUUACGUUGUGUUGUUGACUAUAAAAGAAAGAAAAACAUUUUGUAAAAAUUAUAGUUUACAAAUUUCACUUAUUCAUGACACAUUUAUUAUUUUUAUUUAACAUAUCUAAGUUCGUAUAUAUAUUGGAGUUUGUAAUGCAAGUCUUUUUUUAUUUAGGCGGGUUGCCUGCUUAUAUUAGUGUUAAUGUAUUGCAUAAUAAUGUAUUCUAUACGAAUAUGCUUUCACAGCUGUAUCAUUAGUUGUAGAGAUAUUAGUAUUUGGCUUUAUUAUUUAUUCGACGCCAUCAUUCCAGUCACGUGUCUGUUACCAAUAUUUCAUACUACCUUAAAUUAACGGUAGUACAACAAGGCCUUACCUAGCAGGGGAUGACCGGGAAGAAGUUGGGAGGGGGGGGGGGGGGG